AAGAGGUGCGUCGCCAUCUUGUUUGUUUAGCGGGUCGCUCAGAGUGGGAGGAGGGCGGCGGAAUCUGAACAUCGCUACCGCCAAAAGACACGGCUGCAUUACUAGUCUGAUAGGUCACAGGUCCUCGCAGUCACUGAGCAGUUACUGGGACAAUGUUCUACGCUCACUUUGUCCUAAGCAAACGUGGUCCGUUGGCCAAAAUCUGGCUAGCGGCCCACUGGGAUAAGAAGCUGACCAAGGCGCAUGUGUUUGAGUGCAACCUGGAAAGCAGCGUGGAGAGCAUCAUCUCUCCUAAGGUUAAGAUGGCUCUGCGUACUUCUGGUCAUUUGCUGCUCGGUGUGGUAAGAAUUUAUCACAGGAAAGCAAAAUACCUUCUGGCUGACUGCAAUGAAGCUUUUAUUAAGAUCAAGAUGGCAUUCCGUCCAGGCGUGGUAGAUUUGCCAGAAGAAAAUCGAGAAGCAGCUUACAAUGCCAUUACCUUGCCAGAAGAAUUUCAUGAUUUUGAUCAACCUCUUCCUGAUCUUGAUGAUAUUGAUGUUGCACAGCAGUUCACACUGAACCAGAGUCGAGUUGAAGAGAUUACCAUGAGGGAAGAGGUUGGAAAUAUUAAUAUUCUGCAGGAGAAUGACUUUGCUGACUUUGGGAUGGAUGACAGAGAGAUGAUGCGUGAGGAAAGUGCGUUUGAGGUGGACAUCAUCCAUGGAGCUUCUGCCUCUAACCUGUUGCUGGAGUCAGAGCCUGGUACAGGCCAGAUGGCAGAGAAGUCCAACCACCUGGAGUAUGACGACCAGUACAAAGACGAUUUUGGGGACAACCCCAUGGAAAGCAGUGAGGGUGGCAUGCUGGUGGACAAGCUUCUCAGCAAUGAGGAUGGAGGAGGUAUUUUUGAUGACCCACCGGCCAUUACGGAAAGUGUUAUGAUGCCACAGGACCGUGGUGGUGGUGAUGAUGAUGAUGACUUUGAUAAUUUGUCACCUGGUGGACCUGACAGCCCUGAUUCUGGUCCGGUGGAGCCCAUGCCCACUAUGACAGACCAAACUGAACAGACUACACUUGUUCACAAUGAGGAGGAAGCCUUUGCUCUUGAACCCAUUGACAUAACAGUAAAAGAAACGAAGGCCAAGAGGAAGAGGAAGCUCAUUGUAGAUAGUGUGAAGGAGCUAGACAGCAAGACAAUCCGUGCGCAGCUUAGUGAUUACUCUGACAUUGUUACAACUCUGGACUUGGCCCCACCCACCAAAAAACUAAUGAUGUGGAAGGAAACAGGAGGUGUGGAGAAGCUCUUUUCCUUGCCUGCUCAACCCCUGUGGAAUAACAGGCUCCUUAAGAUGUUCACACGGUGCUUGACCCCACUGGUACCCGAUGAGCUGCGAAAGAGGAGGAAGGGAGGUGAGGCGGACAGCCUGGAUGACUUCUUAAAGGACCUUGAGAACCCAGAGGUGCCCCGAGAGGAGGCCCUGAACCAGCAGAGAGACAUCAUUGACCAGACCAUUAUGGAGGAACCCAGUGUGCUGCAGGCUUCUGCCGUGGAAGGCAGCCGGACCACCCUGGACGAGUCAGUCAUGCCCCCGCCUUCUACACAGCGCGGGGUUAAGCGCAAGUCUCAGGACACUGAACCAGCCUUGCCUAUGGGAGCACUGGAGCAGCAAGCAGAGCGAUCUGUGUCCCAGCAGCUGGAAAUGCCCCAAGUGGAACUACCUCCGGAGGAGACGGCAAAUCUCACGCAGCUCAUCCCUGAACUGGACCUGCUGGGAGAGAAGGGCAAAGAGAAGGAGAAGGAUGAUGAUGAAGAGGAGGAGGAGGAAGAGGGUCAAGGAGGAGAUCAGGACCAGGAGGAAAGAAGAUGGAACAAGAGAACACAGCAGAUGCUCCAUGGCCUACAGAGGGUGAUGGCUAAAACAGGAGCGGAGUCCAUCAGUCUGUUGGAUCUGUGCAGGAACAACAAUAAGAAGCAAGCAGCUGCCAAGUUCUAUAGCUUCCUGGUGCUGAAGAAGCAGCAGGCAAUUGAACUCUCACAGGCUGAGCCAUACAGUGACAUCAUUGCCACCCCUGGGCCAAGAUUUCAAGUUAUAUAGCUGAACUUUAUAUAAUUUACAAUAGCAGGUUUUAUUGUCAAAUUAUGUUUGUAUAUGACGUUUUUGUGCACAGUUCAUUGGGAAUUAUCUGAGUUUUUUAAAUACAUCACGGUUCAAAAAGUUUGCAUUUUCACAACAUAGUUUUUAAGUCUUUAACAUCAAAAUCAUGGAAAACUGCAACCAAGUUUAAGAUUGGUCCAUUUUUGUUUUAAAGGCCAAGAGUAGUUUAGUAACUUCCAGCAUUCCGUUGUCAGUCUUUAGUUCUUUUUGCUUGCAAGUGCUUUUUUUUUUUUCUUUUUAUUUAUACACAAGUUAAAAUGAGGUUGUGUGCCAGCCUCACUUUUUUGCGAAGUCCCUUAUAUUUUAAUGAAAAAACAGAAUGUAGUAAUUUCAUACUGCAUGCUCCAUAUUAAUGUCUUUUUCUUAAAGUCUGAAGGAAGAUUUUAGGGUAAAUUCUUUUCCUUGUUUUUAAAAGGUCAUUUCCUGAAGUGUUGGUGUUUUAUGUCCAUUCACUUAUCUGUCACUGAUUUGAAACUGGCUGAAAUAUUUUGCGUAGUAUACAUCUGAAGCCUUUUUCAACAAAUUAACCUAUUAAUGUGAAUGCCUGCUCCUUCUGCCAAUGGAGUUUUACUCUAUCUUUUGGUUUUCCUCUUUAUAGACUGGAGUGGUGGGGGUUUAAUACUCAACUCUUAACUGAUCACUGAGAUUUGUGCAUUAGAGAUGUCAGUUUGAAAGAUGAAACAAAUUUUGAUCAGUUCUUGGUCCUUAAGUAAUUCAAAAAGGGUGGCUGAGAAUUGCCAUUGCUGUAUUAUAAGUUAUCCAGUUGAACUAAAAUCAUAAUUUUCAUACAUCCUU
Molecule: messenger RNA, 2930 nt
Organism: Scleropages formosus (Asian bonytongue)
Lineage: Eukaryota; Metazoa; Chordata; Actinopteri; Osteoglossiformes; Osteoglossidae
Gene: rad21b
Product: RAD21 cohesin complex component b
Exons: 14
Coding region: 153-2075 (640 amino acids)
Biological process (GO): replication-born double-strand break repair via sister chromatid exchange; sister chromatid cohesion
Cellular component (GO): cohesin complex
Molecular function (GO): protein binding; chromatin binding
Source: RefSeq, a predicted model, not a curated record